UAGGCACACUUGUCGCUAGCGGCGCACUUGACAAUGCGUCUACUCGUCAAAUGUGAUUAAUUUCAGCUGUGGACAUCUUUAAUGCAGGAAAACCGGCCGCUUGACAAGUACAGAGGCUCACAUCCGGGAUUCCCAUGUGCUGCGAACUUUACAGAGUGGUUCAAUGCGACUUUUAUCCUUUCUGAACGACCACCGCAACCGUUGCUUGUGUUAACGUGACUUUACUGUGGCUCCUAGUUUUCUAGCUACAGGCCUAUGUCUUAGUCUAACGGCACUAUAACUAUCUGGACUGGUUGUGGACCCUGGCUACAGAAGUGUCCAGCCCACCACCACCACCAUCAUGGCCUCUGCCACCUCGACCCCCGCGGCCACCGCAUCCAGCGGCCGCUCCAGCCGCUCCGUGAGCCGCUCCGCCGGACGCAGCGUAGCCGCUGCCGCCGCCGCCGGCCAGGCCACAUCCAGCACCAGCCCGACCCGGCUGUCCCGUAUCCAGGAGAAAGAUAACCUCCGACACCUCAACGACCGCCUCGCCAACUACAUCCAGCGGGUCCAAGAGCUGGAGAGUGAACGGUCUUCCAUACUGUUUCAGCUGGAAGAAAAGGAUGACUCGAAAAGCCGGGAGAUGGGCAACGUGCGGCGGCUGUACGAGGAGGAGUUGGCCGAUGUCAGGAAGUCUCUGGACGGAUUGGCCGGAGAGAAGGCCCGCUUGCAGAUCGACUGUGGAAAUCUCUGCGAGGAGAACCGAAAACUUCAAGCCAGGAACCAGAAGAAGGAGAGCGAGUUGGCGAACGUGUUGGCCCAGUGGAGGAAAGUGGAGGCGAUGCUGAGCUCCAAGGACGCCGAGUACACCAAGCUGCUGUCUGAGAACCGGAGACUCGUUGACGAAGUGGCCGACCUGCAGGAGCAUCUAGAAUAUGCAGAAGGCGUACUGAGUGAGACAAAGAACCAGCUGAACUGUGAGAUCCUGAGGAAGGUGGACAUGGAGAACCAGGUGCAAACGCUCAAAGAGCAGCUGGAACUCCAGAGGAACAUCAGUGAGCAGGAGGUCUUGGAGAUCCGAACCCGACAGGACAGUCGUCUGGUGGAGGUGGACUCGGUACAGCGGAGAGAGUUUGAGAGUAAACUGUCGGAGACGAUUCAGCAACUCCGCCACGACCACGAGUGUCAGCUGCAGCAGUACAAAGAGGAGCUCGACAGGACGUUCAGCUCAAAGUUGCAGAAUGCCCAGCAGGCUGCAUUGGAGAAGAACCAGGUUGCUUCAGCCACCAGAGAUGAACUGGAAACCACCAAUCUCCGAGUGGAGAGCCUCAGCUCCCAGCUCCAGCAGUACCAGAAAGAUAAAGCGGCGCUGGAGGGCCGCUGCCAGGAUCUGGAGCGGACUCUGGACCGGGAGCGUGAGGUCUGGCAGCACCGGCUGGAUCAGAAGGAGCAGGAGCAGCUGAGCAUGAGGACCCAGAUGUUCGCCCAGCUGGAAGACUACGAGAACCUGCUGGAUGUCAAGCUGGCCCUAGACAUGGAGAUCAACGCCUACAGGAAGAUGCUGGAGGUGGAGGAGCAGAGAUUGCAUCUGUCACCCAGCCCCUCGCAGCAUGCGGCCAUACCUCGAACACAUGAACACAGCAGCCGCAAGCUCCGGGGGAAGAAACGCAAGUACGAGGGAGCCUCUGGCAGCUCGCCGGCCUACAAGAUGGCCAGUCGCUCCAUGGAGAGCGGCGCUGUGAGCGUGACACAGGUCGACGCGGACGGAAAAUACGUCCGGCUGAAGAACAACUCUGAGACGGAGCAGGCGCUGGGUGGUUGGGUAGUCCGGAGGUUGUACCCCGGUUCUGGGGACCUCUCCUUCCAUAUCCCCCCCUCCUGUGUCCUGGCUGCUGGGCAGACACUCACAAUCUGGGCAGCAGGUGCCGAGGAGGAGGCUGAUCCUGAGGACCUGGUUCUGCAAGGCCACACCAGCUGGGGCCCCGUCACUGACAUCAGGGUGAUUCUUCUGAACCCCAACCAAGAGGAAGUAGCAGAGCGCAGGGUGUGUAUGCAGCACAGGGGUGAGGAGGACACUGAAUUGGAGUUUGACGAAGAAUAUGUGGCGGGCAGUGAUAUCCAGCACUUUCGGAGACAGGAUCUAUCUAAGGAGGCGAGCUGUGCUGUCAUGUGAUUUCUGCUGUGCGCCUGGAAAACAUGGAGCGGCUCUGGAGGAUAAAACUUCUGCUGCUGUCUCAUACAAAAAAACUGGACUCUGACAAACUGCAGUGGGACAUUGAGUUGUUAGUGUGACUGUGACCAGCUCCGAGGCCUUAGAGCAACAGUAUCCACCUCAGUUUUCCUCACGUUUCAUCGCUCUAACUGCACAAGAUAUGAACUAUGCCUUGAUUUCAUUUUAAUUGAGUGUGCGUGUGUGCCUGUGUGUUUUAUAUAAAACCUGUUGGCAUAAUAGUUAUGCUAACCAGUUUUAUAUUGUAUUGACAUAAAUUAAUAAAGUUAUAAAUGCUGUU
This is a messenger RNA of Etheostoma spectabile (orangethroat darter), 2489 nucleotides long. It is a transcript of the gene lmnl3, whose product is annotated as lamin L3. The coding region runs from base 341 to 2152 and encodes 603 amino acids. The transcript is spliced from 11 exons. Gene Ontology annotation, biological process: protein localization to nuclear envelope; nuclear pore localization; nuclear migration. Gene Ontology annotation, molecular function: structural constituent of cytoskeleton. Lineage: Eukaryota; Metazoa; Chordata; Actinopteri; Perciformes; Percidae. Gene Ontology annotation, cellular component: nuclear lamina; nuclear envelope. The record is from RefSeq and is a predicted model, not a curated record.